AUGCAUUUUUUAAAAUUGGCCUGUCAAUUUUUAAUAAAUUAUAGAACAAAUUAUUGGUUGAAGCGAUUGACGUCAAACAUAUAUCUUUGCACGUUAUCCCUUUGUAGCUGCUUGUUUUUAUCGAUGGUUUUACUGACUUGGAUGGAUAGCAUUUUAGAAGUACCGAUCUAUAAUAAUUCUGAAUUAGGAUGUAAGCUAUUAACAUUUUUCGCUCAUAUGAGUGAUUUCAAUUGCGUUUGGAUGAUUUCAUGGAUUUCCUGUGAUCGAGCAAGCUUACUUUUUCAACCCGAUAUUCGUAUCAUAGUUUGUUCAAAAACAUUUGCUCGGCGUAUGGUUUAUGGUACAGUAUUGUGCAGUGUAAUAUUUUAUUCGUGGUGUUUAAUAGUGGCUGGUUUGGAAUAUAAUCAUCAUUUUGUAUUUUGUGGUUUAUCUCAGAACUUAACAUUUCUUACAUUAAAUCAUGCUGAGAUCCACUUUUAUUCAACAAUUUUCGAUACAGUAAUUUGUACAGUAGUCCCUUCAUUACUUAUCACAGUAAUGAAUAUUUUGGCUAUAUAUCGUUAUCGACAAUGUAUGAGAUUUUAUUCGUCUAACACAUCAAGAGUUCGAUUUUUAAAACUUUCUGAUCGAGGUGUACGGAAUAUAAAUUUAAAGGAUUAUUCAACCAAUGCUAAAAGACUUUUGUUAAGUCAGCAAAGCAAGACUAAUCAACCAAGCACAAAAUCACCUCGUCCUGCUUCAAGUUGUAAAUUACGACUAUUAGAUCUUCAACUCAGUCGAUCACUUCUUAUCGUUACAAGCACAUUCGUUUGUCUUACUGUACCAAAUUAUGGAUUCCGUCUGUAUAUCUCAACAUUUGAUCCACAAUCAGCGUUAUUUCAUUUCGCAUAUUUUGGAACUUAUUUACUAUAUUACUUACAUCAUGCUGUCCUCUUUUACAUUUACAUCUUUUGGAGGUGA
Molecule: messenger RNA, 960 nt
Organism: Thelazia callipaeda (thelaziosis nematode)
Lineage: Eukaryota; Metazoa; Nematoda; Chromadorea; Rhabditida; Thelaziidae
Source: the annotation of a GenBank genome assembly